Messenger RNA from Colletotrichum phormii, 639 nucleotides. RefSeq lists its product as uncharacterized. The record is from RefSeq and is a predicted model, not a curated record. The coding region runs from base 166 to 408 and encodes 80 amino acids. The transcript has 3 exons. NCBI's taxonomy places the organism in Eukaryota, Fungi, Ascomycota, Sordariomycetes, Glomerellales, Glomerellaceae.
GUUGUCUCGAAGACGGGUGUUCCAGGCAACAUUGCCGUUCUUACGACACUUGGAGCAUCCGCGCGGGGCCGAGAUCCCGUUGGUGCUGGGCAAAGGGGCCUGGCUGGCCAUGAUAGCGUUCAUGAAGUUGGUGGAAAAGCCAGCCGCCACGACAUUGUUGGGCACAUGCUGCUGAAGACUCUGGCCAAAGGCCUGGCCGUGGGCCUGAGUUGGGUUAUGCUGCUGCAGCUGGGCGCUGGGGCCAUGGACAGGCGGGGUCGGAGCGUUGGUCAUGCGGUUCAGACUGGUGUCGCCAGACUGCUGCUGCUGCUGGUCGUGGAUGUCUUGGUGGUCCAUGAUGUGAGAUACUCAGGUAUGCGAGGGGAUGAUGAAGGUCGUGAGACUGAAGGACGAAUGAAGAUUUAUUGACCGAAGAACUGGACGACUGAAGAUCUGGACGGCUGAAGAGCUAGGCGGCUGAAGAGCUGGACGACCGAAGAACUGGGUGACUGAAGAACUGAGGUGGGUGAUAAUAAGGAACGGUCUGGCGACGUGCGAAAUGCAAACGUGACGAGCUCUGAAGGAUAUGAAAAGGCGACCGAAGCUGCUAUGAAUUCCGGCGGUCAGUAAUUUUGCUCCUCAAUAAUGUUAUGCGUCUCC